AUGGGGUUUUUUCCAGGUAAACAAUCUCUUCUGAAAUACUUUGCAAAUUGUUCUAGUCAGGUCAUCGGCCAUGGGAUAUCUAACGAGCUUAUGCAAGACAUCAUCAAAAUGGUCCAUUACUUCUUUAACUUGCCUGCCAAGGAAAGGAUGGUUUACUACUCAACAGAUAUCUACAAGAGCUUUAGAUUCUCCACAGGAUCCAUAGCAAGUGCAAGUAAAAAGUUUUGGAGCGACUAUUUGUUCCAGCACUGUCAGCCAGCAGUUCACGAGGAUGAUCUACCAGAAAGUUGCCAUGCUGAUCCAGGAACCAUAACGGUAUUACAACAAGAACUUGGAGUUGAGGGCCUUGAGGUUAACUACAAUGGCCAAUGGAUUCCUGUGAAGCCAGUUGAAGGCGCAUUAGUCAUUAAUGUAGCAGACAUGCUCCAGGUGAAAUAA
Selaginella moellendorffii is the source of this 438-nucleotide messenger RNA. RefSeq names its product protein DOWNY MILDEW RESISTANCE 6. Lineage: Eukaryota; Viridiplantae; Streptophyta; Lycopodiopsida; Selaginellales; Selaginellaceae. The record is from RefSeq and is a predicted model, not a curated record. The transcript is spliced from 2 exons. Bases 1 to 438 code for a protein of 145 amino acids.